Helianthus annuus (common sunflower) is the source of this 1870-nucleotide messenger RNA. Its product is annotated as zinc finger CCCH domain-containing protein 29. The record is from RefSeq and is a predicted model, not a curated record. Lineage: Eukaryota; Viridiplantae; Streptophyta; Magnoliopsida; Asterales; Asteraceae. Gene Ontology annotation, molecular function: protein binding; metal ion binding. The transcript is spliced from 2 exons. Bases 204 to 1796 code for a protein of 530 amino acids.
UUUUUUUCAUUUUCUAAAACUUUAACUUAAAACAUUAUAUAUUCAUCGUCCAUCACAAUUCUUUCUUUCAGCUUCACAAUCAUCACAAUCCCUUUACAGCUAUCAUUCACUUGUUUUCUUCGUCAAUUUAAUCAGGUAUAUAUACAGGUAUUGAUGUGCAAAGGUUCAAAUUCAAAAGAUAAAUUUGGUUUACAAAUUCAAUAAUGGAAGAAAAUAAAAUUAUGGGUUUGUUCAAACCCUCGAUUCUGCUAGAAUUAGCAGCUUCCGAUGAUGUUUUUCGGUUCGAAUCUUUGUCGGAAACAAACAAAAUUAAUCUAAAUGAUGCUGGUUUCUGGUACGGAAGAAAAAACGCGUGUAACAAGAUGGGGUUUAACGAACGAACUCCGUUAAUGAUUGCAGCAUUGUACGGAAGCAUCAAUGUCUUGAAAUACAUAAUCCGUACUCAAAAAGUUGAUGUUAACAAAAUUUCUGAUUCUGACGGUGCGGCCGCGCUGCACUGCGCGGCCGCAGGGGGGUCUUUGUGUUCUGUCGAAACUGUGAAGUUGUUAGUCGAGGCUGGUGCGGAUUCGGGUUUAACGGAUGGUAAUGGGAAGAAACCGGUGGAUUUGAUUGCUCGUGGGGUUAGAUCGUCGAAACGAAAAGCGUUGGUGAUGUUGUUUAGUGGUUUGAAUGUAAGUGAAGAGGAAAUUGAAGAGGCGGAAAUUGUUGUAACGAAAAGAGAGUACCCGGUUGAUGUGUUGUUACCGGAUAUAAACGAUGGUGUUUAUGGUACGGAUGAGUUUCGGAUGUAUGUGUUUAAGGUGCAACCGUGUUCGAGGGCUUAUUCGCAUGAUUGGACUGAAUGUCCGUUUGUUCAUCCGGGUGAGAACGCUAGACGACGUGAUCCGAGGAAGUACCAGUAUAGUUGUGUGCCGUGUUUGGAGUUUCGUAGAGGAAGUUGCGUAAAAGGGGAUAAUUGCGAGUAUGCGCACGGGGUGUUUGAGUCGUGGCUUCACCCGGCUCAAUACAGGACACGUUUGUGUAAAGAUGAGACUGGGUGUGCGCGAAAAGUAUGUUUUUUCGCACACAAAGUGGAGGAGUUAAGACCUUUGUAUGCUUCGACCGGGUCAGGUGUCCCGUCGCAAAAGUCGGGUUCUGCUGGCCCGGUCGAAAUGGGCUCCAUGAGCCCGUUAGGUCUUGGAUCAACUCCACCCAUGUCACCAUCUAUUGGUCCCGUAAACGGGAACAUAUGGCCGAACAAAUUCGUUCACGUAACGCCACCCGCGUUACAACUUCCCGGUAGCCGUUUAAAGACAUCUUUAAACGCUAGAGAUUUAAACAUGGAACUUGAGUUGCUACAAAGGCAACAAAUAAUUGAUGAUUUCUCAACUAACCGUUACAACCCGAAUGUAUUUGAUGAAACUUUCGGUUCGCCAUCUCGACAACAAAUCCGAUCAACCUACCCGUUGUCUCCGGGAAUGCAACCCGCAAGUUACGGGUUUGAUUCAUCGGGUGCGGUUGCACAAGUAAUGAUGAACUCGAGGUCGAGUUCUUUCGCCAAACAGCGAAGCCAGAGUUUCAUUGACCGCGGACUAGGAACUGCAAUGAGUCCGCGGUCAAUGGGGCGAACCUCGGAAUGGGGUUCGCCUGAUGGGAAGGUGGACUGGGGCUUCAACAAUGAAGAUGCUAGUAAGUUUAGAAAAUCAGCAUCUUUUGGGUUCAAAAGUGGGAAUUUGGAUUCACCCAUGAAGGGAAAUCAUGAACCGGAUGACUCAUGGGCUGGACUAUACAUAGAGCAAGAACAACUUAUUGUAUGAGGAUUAAAGGCUUCGUUAAUUCUUUGAUAAUUCUUGAUUACAUAUAUUUCAUUGAAAUUGAUUAACUUAGAACA